Messenger RNA from Diaporthe citri, 1110 nucleotides. RefSeq lists its product as uncharacterized. The record is from RefSeq and is a predicted model, not a curated record. The coding region runs from base 1 to 1110 and encodes 369 amino acids. Gene Ontology annotation, molecular function: hydrolase activity, hydrolyzing N-glycosyl compounds. Lineage: Eukaryota; Fungi; Ascomycota; Sordariomycetes; Diaporthales; Diaporthaceae. The transcript has 2 exons.
AUGCAUACAUCGCGCCUUCUUCAGGACUCGCUGCCCUUCUUCGGCAUCACCGCAGCGUUGGCUGCAGGCCACAAGAACCUCAUCAUCGACACAGAUCUCUUUAGCGACUGCGAUGAUGCAUCGGCCCUCCUUCUUGCUGCUACCAGUCCCAGUGUGAACCUGCUCGCCGUCAACAUCAACUACCCCUCUUCCUACUCAGCCCUCGCAGCAUCCGCCAUCCUCUCCCAUUACGGCCAAGGCGAGGUCCCCAUCGGCAUCUCGAGGCCGAUUUCUAACGAAACAUUUAUCGACACAUGGUCAUACUCACUGGGCGAGUUCGCCACCAAGGUCGCGUACCAGUGGCGCUGCGACGACUGCGCCGUGCGGUGGGGCCACGUAGAAAACGAUACCUGGGACCCGGUGGCUCUUUACCGCAAGACGCUCAGCGAGGCGGCGGACGGCAGCGUGACCAUCGCGUCGAUAGGGUUCCUCAACAGCCUCUCCGGCCUGCUCAACUCGUCCGGCGACCCGUACUCGGAGCUCACCGGCCCGGAGCUCGUCGGGAGGAAGGUCGCUGAGCUGGUCGUCAUGGGAGGCGGCUACCCUAGCGGACACGAGUUCAACUUCUGGGGUUAUGGCCCUUCGGCGACGGCGCACGUCGUCAACAGCUGGAGGGGCCCUGUGGUCUUCUCCGGUGCCGAGCUCGGUGGCAACGUCAGCAGCGGAGGUGACCUGAUGGCUCGUGGCCCGGCGAGGGAUCCGGUUCGUGCGGCAUAUCUCUACUACACGUACAACACAUCACGAUUCUCAUGGGAUCCCCUCACCAUGCUGUAUGCUGCAGACGGUCUUGGACAGCUAUUCGAGUUCGGCAACGACGGCGGAUACAACUUUGUAUACGCCAACGGCUCCAACGAGUGGAUAGAGGAUGCGAACGUCAAGAAUCAACAGUGGCUGAAACUCAAGGUUGACAAUGCCACAGCGGCAAGUUCCUUGGACGAGAUGAUGGUUAAAGCCUCCUGGUCUGUUGCCACCAAUUCUACUGAGAUGCCGACGUCCGAGAGAGCUUCACAUUCGGCGAAACGUGCAACCCGGCCACGCCAGUACACCCUACACCAUCAUGAAGAGCUGUGA